AUGCCCAUGCCCGCUGAUUUGCUCGACGGCGGCCUCUGGAGACGCGAGACCUGGGAGAGGAGGACCACUGCCGAGCGACUGGAACUCUGGCCGCACGCGUCCAAGGCGAUGGGCAUAGACUGCCCGAAGCUCGAAUUGGCCACCUUCUACUACCCCACUCUUGGCAUCUCGAUCCGCGGCGUCCGGGCAACCGAAAACAUCCGAUCAGCAGAACUGGUGUGCCGCGUGCCAAAGCUCAGCUUGUUGAGUGCCUUUACAAUCCAGAACUCGAGCCUCUCCCCGCUCAUCAACGAAGUCGGCCUGCGCAGUGCAAUGGCUGUUUUUUUGAUCCGCGAGUCUGCUCGCCGCGAGUCCUUUUGGAUGCCUUACGUAAAGGCACUGCUCGAGGCACACCCGACGGACGGCAUCCCGCAGAUGUGGGACCCCGUGACCUCUCAGGAGCGGCUGAAUUCGCUCUCCAACUACAGCCGGAGUCUGGCAGCCUCGUCGCGGGCGUCGACCGAGGCGGAGUGGCGGCGCCUUGCCGCGGUGGGGUUCCGCCGUCACGCUGCCGCAUUAAGCGAGGGCGGAGUCUGCGGCGCCGGCGUAUGCACCCACGAGCAGCUAAUGCGGGAGACGUUCAGCUUGGAGCGCUUUCGCAACCUGGUGAGCGUGCUCGGGGCUCGCCAGUGGAGCCUUCCCUGGUACUCGCCCGGCACCCAUAUCCUCUUUAGUGCGCCCGGCGCCGACUUGCUCAACCACGGUUCACCCGGCGACGUCAAGAAUCGAUUCCGCGCGAACGAGCACGCCUUCACAAUGCACGCGAAGCGUCUGCUCCGCAAGGGCGAGGAGGUCCGCAAGUUCUACUCCCCGACGUGUUGUGAGAGGUACCUCAACGCGUUUGGUUUCGCGCCGGUCGGCGUCGCCCAGUGCCCGUCGCAUGCGCCGCAAGGCCCAAACCCGUGCUAUUGGCGGCCCGGAUCCCCACGGCCGCGCGCGCUGGGCGUGGAAUAG
Emiliania huxleyi CCMP1516 is the source of this 993-nucleotide messenger RNA. RefSeq lists its product as hypothetical. The record is from RefSeq and is a predicted model, not a curated record. The transcript has a single exon. NCBI's taxonomy places the organism in Eukaryota, Haptophyta, Isochrysidales, Noelaerhabdaceae. Bases 1 to 993 code for a protein of 330 amino acids. Gene Ontology annotation, molecular function: protein-lysine N-methyltransferase activity; protein binding. Gene Ontology annotation, biological process: peptidyl-lysine monomethylation.